UCCCUCCUCGCCUCCCUCAGGUCUCCGUUGACGUCUCCUCUCCCCACCCCCGGGCAUCUCGCUUCUUCAUUCUCCCCAUGGCCUUCUUUUUUCCCACCCCCUCUACGGCUUUCCAGCUUCCUCCCCAGCCCCCGCAGUUCCCUUGCCCCCCCAGAUUGCAGUCAGGGGAAAAAGCCCUAACACCUUCUCCCAACCCUGCUCUCCGGUCCCAUUGGUUCCCACCCCCACCCCCCCGCAGCACCUGCCCCCCCACCAGUCACCCGAUUGGCCAGCGGCCCCAUCAAUCCUCGCCUGGCCGUGCUGACGUCAUCCUGCAGUAGCGGGGAUGGGGUGGGCAUGAGAGAAAGAGCCAGGACGCGGGGCUCCAGAGCGAAGGAGAAGAAGCCACUGCCAGUCCCCCACCUCAGCCGCCCAGGUUGGGGGGCUGCUCAGGUCUGCUCUAUGGACUAGGGUGGGCGGCAGGCUCCUUUCCGUCUCUGCCCUGCUGCCUGCUCUCUUCCCUCCCCUCGUUGGAGAGCCCCUGCAUCCCUCCCCCAAGGUGGAAUACGCGGGCUUGAGGCUCCCGGGGGAGAGCGAUCGGGGCCCGGCGCUGCCCGCGCCACACCAUGACCCUCCUGCUGUUGUUCCUCUUGCUCGGCUCCCGGCUCCCCUCCAGCUCCUGCAACAAAGCCAACAAGCACAAGCCAUGGAUCGAGGCGGAAUACCAGGGCAUCGUCAUGGAGAACGACAACACUGUUCUGCUGAACCCACCACUCUUUGCUUUGGACAAGGAUGCCCCCCUGCGCUAUGCAGGCGAGAUCUGUGGCUUCCGGCUCCAUGGGUCUGGGGUGCCCUUUGAGGCCGUGAUCCUGGACAAGGCGACAGGAGAAGGGCUGAUCCGGGCUAAGGAACCCGUGGACUGCGAGGCCCAGAAGGAACACACCUUCACCAUCCAGGCCUAUGACUGCGGCGAGGGCCCCGACGGGGCUAACACCAAGAAGUCCCACAAGGCCACCGUGCACGUGCGAGUCAAUGACGUGAAUGAGUUUGCCCCAGUGUUUGUGGAGCGGCUGUACCGCGCGGCCGUGACCGAGGGGAAGCUGUACGACCGCAUCCUGCGGGUGGAGGCCAUCGAUGGCGACUGCUCCCCCCAGUACAGCCAGAUCUGCUACUACGAGAUUCUCACGCCCAACACCCCCUUCCUCAUCGACAACGAUGGGAACAUUGAGAACACGGAGAAGCUGCAGUACAGUGGCGAGAAGCUCUACAAGUUCACGGUGACGGCUUAUGACUGCGGGAAGAAGCGGGCGGUGGAUGACGCUGAGGUGGAGAUCCAGGUGAAGCCGACCUGUAAACCCAGCUGGCAAGGCUGGAACAAAAGGAUUGAAUAUGCACCAGGCGCCGGGAGCUUGGCUUUGUUCCCUGGUAUCCGCCUGGAGACCUGUGAUGAACCUCUCUGGAACAUUCAGGCCACCAUAGAGCUGCAGACCAACCAUGUGGCCAAGGGCUGUGACCGUGACAACUACUCAGAGCGGGCACUGAGGAAACUCUGUGGCGCGGCCCCUGGGGAGGUGGAUCUGCUGCCCAUGCCCGGCCCCAAUGCCAACUGGACGGCGGGCCUCUCGGUGCACUACAGCCAGGACAGCAGCCUUAUCUACUGGUUCAACGGCACCCAAGCUGUGCAGGUGCCACUGGGUGGCACCGCUGGGCUGGGCUCCGGGCCCCAGGACAGCCUCAGUGACCAUUUUACCCUGUCCUUGUGGAUGAAGCACGGUGUAACCCCCAGCAAGGGCAAGAAGGAAGAGGAAACCAUCGUGUGUCACACUGUCCCAAACGAGGACGGCUUCUCUCACUACUCGCUGACCGUCCACGGCUGCAGAAUUGCCUUCCUCUACUGGCCUCUGCUGGAGAGUGCCCGGCCAGUCAAGUUCCUCUGGAAGCUGGAGCAGGUCUGCGAUGACGAGUGGCACCACUAUGCUUUGAACCUCGAGUUCCCCACGGUCACACUCUAUGCCGAUGGCAUCUCUUUCGACCCUGCCCUCAUCCACGACAACGGUCUCAUCCACCCGCCCCGACGGGAGCCUGCGCUCAUGAUUGGGGCCUGCUGGGCUGAGGAGAAGAACAAAGAGAAGGAAAAGGGAGGCGACAACAGUACGGACGCCACAGCAGGAGACCCCUUGCCGAUCCACCACUACUUCCACGGCUACCUGGCUGGUUUCAGCGUGCGCUCAGGUCGCCUGGAGAGCCGUGAGGUCAUCGAGUGUCUCUAUGCAUGUCGGGAGGGGCUGGACUAUAGGGAUUUCGAGAGCCUGGGCAAAGGCAUGAAGGUCCACGUGAACCCCUCGCAGUCCCUGCUCACCCUGGAGGGGGACGAUGUGGAGACCUUCAACCAUGCCCUGCAGCAUGUGGCUUACAUGAACACUCUGCGCUUUGCCACGCCCGGCGUCAGACCCCUGCGCCUCACUACUGCCGUCAAGUGCUUCAGCGAAGAAUCCUGUGUCUCCAUCCCCGACGUGGAGGGCUACGUGGUGGUGCUCCAGCCUGAUGCCCCUCAGAUCCUGCUGAGUGGCACUGCUCAUUUUGCCCUCCCAGCUGUGGACUUCGAGGGACCCGAGGGGGUCCCUUUGUUCCCUGAUCUUCAAAUCACUUGCUCCAUUUCUCACCAGGUGGAGGCCAAAAAGGACGAGAGUUGGCAGGGCACAGUGACAGACACACGCAUGUCGGAUGAGAUCGUGCACAACCUGGAUGGCUGUGAGAUUUCUCUGGUGGGGGAUGACCUGGACCCCGAGCGGGAAAGCCUGCUCCUGGACGUGGCGUCCUUGCAGCAGCGAGGCUUGGAGCUCACCAACACGUCUGCCUACCUCACCAUUGCCGGGGUGGAGGGCAUCACUGUGUAUGAAGAGAUCCUGAGGCUGGCUCGUUACCGGCUGCGACGCGGGGCUGCCCUCUAUGCCAGGAAGUUCCGGCUUUCCUGCUCAGAAAUGAAUGGGCGUUACUCCAGCAAUGAAUUCGUCGUGGAGGUCAGCGUCCUGCACAGCGUGAACCGGGUCACUCACCCCAGCCACAUGCUCAGCUCCCAGCAGUUCCUGCACCGAGGUCACCAGCCCCCACCUGAGAUGGCUGGACACAGUCUGGCCAGCUCCCACCGGAACUCCAUGGUCCCGAGUGCUGCGACCCUCAUCAUCGUGGUGUGCGUGGGCUUCCUGGUGCUCAUGGUCGUCCUGGGCCUCGUGCGCAUCCACUCGCUGCACCGCCGUGUCUCGGGGGCCGGCGGGCCCCCGGGGGGCUCCAGUGACCCCAAGGAUCCCGACCUCUUCUGGGAUGACUCAGCUCUCACCAUUAUCGUGAACCCCAUGGAGUCCUACCAGGGCCGGCAGACCUCCAUGGCGGGCGCUGCGGGCAGCCAGCAGGAGGACGAGGACAGCAGCGACUCCGAGGCAGCCGACUCGCCCAGCAGCGACGAGAGACGCAUCAUCGAGACCCCCCCUCACCGCUACUAAGGCCUCCACCCCUCCCCAGACAGAGAGAGGAUUCCGCCCUGGUGAGACAGACACCCCCCCGAAGAGAGAGGAGGACACGCUGAGAGAAGAGAGACCCAGAGGGAGCAGCUCUUGGAAGAGUCAUCCUUUAAUCUCAGAACCCCGUGGCCCUACCGGAGCCCACCCCCUCCCCCUCUCCCCUAGCCCCCCCCCCCACGAGCCCCUGGGCUCCCCCCCCCCCCCCCCCCCCCCCCACCCCCGGGGUGGGAGACUGGCAGGCAGCCGGCUCCUUCGCUCACCCCUGUCUGUCUCUCCCCAUGCCGGCCACGCGCUGUAUGGGUUGUAGGGCGGACUGAAGGAAACCCUGUACCCUGCCCCUGCCUACUCUCCUGUCCACGGAGACCCCCACCAGACCCCCAGCCGGGCCUUCCCUGCUUCUCUUAUGAGCCCGCCUCUCUCCAUUUCCUUCUGGGGAUCCCUGCUUCUCCUCCUGGCCCCCUUCCCUCCUCUCCUUGCCUGAGGUCCUACGGCCCCUGCCCUUCCUACAGGACCCGGCUGUGGCUGGCUUGUAGGGGCCCCGGGUGUAUUAUAUAUAAUGUAUAUUUUUUCAUGUCGUCGUGAGCGCAGCCCCUGUGUUCCGUGUGCAGCUCACAGCCUCGUGUGCGUGUGGCAUCGUCACGUCUUGGGGUUAGGGUAGGGAUGGGUGUGCUGAGGAAGGGGACACACCCUAGGGUUUUCAAAUAAAACAACCAGAAAAAAGCUCGGUGAGCUGCCUCUGGCCUGGCUGAUCCCCGGUGGGCGCUGUGCGGGUGGCAGCUCUGGGGUCUCGGGCCCCUUCGGCCUCUGAGCUGAAGUAAGGGGCAGGGCUGGUUGUUUCCCACUGUCUCCUUCCCUCAGCACCUGUGGGAAGAGUAUAGACAACUGAGGGAAUGCCGCAGACUCUGGAUCUUUGUGGGGGACAUUGUCAACCCCUCCCCAUCUCUUGGAAGUUUCCGCCUGGGGGGCUGGGGCAACUCCCCAUCUCUUGGAAUUUUCAGGCUGGGGUGCCGGGGCGCCCUGCCCGCGGAGUCUAGGGAGAGAGUGCAGGCAGCCCUGCUAUUUG
Messenger RNA from Aethalodelphis obliquidens (Pacific white-sided dolphin), 4560 nucleotides. RefSeq names its product calsyntenin 3 (gene CLSTN3). NCBI's taxonomy places the organism in Eukaryota, Metazoa, Chordata, Mammalia, Artiodactyla, Delphinidae. Gene Ontology annotation, cellular component: postsynaptic membrane; cell surface. The record is from RefSeq and is a predicted model, not a curated record. Gene Ontology annotation, biological process: homophilic cell-cell adhesion; positive regulation of synapse assembly; positive regulation of synaptic transmission. Bases 606 to 3479 code for a protein of 957 amino acids. Gene Ontology annotation, molecular function: calcium ion binding. The transcript is spliced from 18 exons.